Messenger RNA from Halteromyces radiatus, 522 nucleotides. RefSeq lists its product as uncharacterized. NCBI's taxonomy places the organism in Eukaryota, Fungi, Mucoromycota, Mucoromycetes, Mucorales, Cunninghamellaceae. The record is from RefSeq and is a predicted model, not a curated record. Bases 78 to 395 code for a protein of 105 amino acids. The transcript is spliced from 2 exons.
UUUUUUCCUUUUUUUUUCUUUUUUUUUUUUAUUUUUUUCUUUCACAUCAUUUAUACGCAUAUUAUAUAUAGUAUAUUAUGGUAGUGACCUUUCUACUGAUACUUUUAUACUUUGCAGUAGCUGUUACCAUACUUUUGACUAUUCUAUUAUAUGUCUUUCAAUGUGAUCUAUUAUACGCGGCAGGGUUCCCCACUGGUUCCAGAUCAGUUGUGGCGAAACCUUCACAGUAUGGAUUACCAGAUAAAGAAGUCAUUCUAAUGACAAAAGAUGGUGUCAAAAUACGCAGUUAUGUCAUGAUACAACGUGGAGAAGAAGUCGCUAUACAAUCGCCCACUAUAUUAUGGUUUCACGUAAGUUCUUUAUUACACGUAUAUUAUUAUAUAUUUAUAAUUUGAUUAAAAUUAUUGUUAUUAUUAUUUAUUUUGUAUCUUAGUCACAUACUGGAAAUAUGGUAAAUUGAAAUAGAUUUAAUAAUAAAAGGUAAACAACUAAAUAUUCAACAAUUUAGGGUCAUCGACUUCC